Molecule: messenger RNA, 847 nt
Organism: Liolophura sinensis
Lineage: Eukaryota; Metazoa; Mollusca; Polyplacophora; Chitonida; Chitonidae
Exons: 4
Coding region: 151-507 (118 amino acids)
Source: RefSeq, a predicted model, not a curated record
UACUGAACGAUGUGGAAAGUAAAAUGUCAAAAAAGAAAGUGAACAAACAAUCAUCUUGAAUUUUAAUGUCACUGAUACUAUUUACAUAUAGCUUCUGGAGAUUUCCACUCAGAAGAGAGACGUCCUUCAGCCCUGUGACUCUGAUCCAUCAUGAUGACGGCCAAGGGGUGUCCUAUGAUGCUGGUUCUGGUUUUGCUGUUUGCUUGCUGGAUUCUGUCAGUUAAGGUUGAUGCAGCUGAGAAAGGUGACAUGGAAGUCGGUGAUGUGAAGAUAUUCGUGGAAAAUGAGUCACUUCUCGAUCGACAAAAGCGGUGGCCAUUACCAGAGCCUGGACAGCGGAUUAAACCAGGACCUAAAUGCAGGCGUGUACGGCUGAAGAAAUGCACUCUUUGGGACUGGACGCGCGUGAAGAGAGGGUCAGGAUUGUUGAGACGUAUGGGGUAUAACAAUGUGAGGUUCUGCCGCAGAUUCAAAUGGGUUUCUGUGUCUACAUGUGAUGUAUACUAGAUGAUAUUGCUACAGUAACAGUAUGCUAAGUAACAUCUGAUCAUCUGAUCUCCCAACGACCUGUUAAAUGUUAGCGCUGCAAGAAAAAAUAUAUGAUAUACUUUCAGUUGCCAGGAAAAUGGCUCUAUGUGAUUCUUUGUAUAUUAUGAGUGAUAAAGAAUGUGAAGGUAUGAUCAAAAGAAUCUAACAUAAGCUGGUAUGUUAAGUUUUGGUUCACAAUUAGAUGAAGAUAAUGUUGCCCUGUAUGGUUCUAAAAUAAAGCAAAACGCUUCUUCUUAACGCAGUAAUGUUUAUUUUUAGAGUCUGGGAUAAGCUGAAUAAAGACAGAAAAUGUCCGCCA